Molecule: messenger RNA, 2257 nt
Organism: Poecilia latipinna (sailfin molly)
Lineage: Eukaryota; Metazoa; Chordata; Actinopteri; Cyprinodontiformes; Poeciliidae
Gene: syngap1b
Product: synaptic Ras GTPase activating protein 1b
Exons: 6
Coding region: 62-1108 (348 amino acids)
Source: RefSeq, a predicted model, not a curated record
UAAAAAUAGUUUGCGGUGCACUUGUUUUCUUUCCAAGGAUAACCUCCAACAGCAACAUGAAAUGAUGGGAAUGGCCUCCCAGACUGGAACGUCUCACUCCUCCCUGGCCACCACUCCUCCCUCUACCGUUCAACCUAUGCGGCAGAGCUCUGUCGCUCCGCCCCCCAGCCAGCGCGUCAAGUCCCAGACUUCCCACCAGCUAUCCGUCAGUGCGGCGGCCGCGCCUGCCGCCUCUGGUAAAAGCCGUCCGCAGAGCGGGAACCUCCUCCAGUCUCCAGAGUCCGGCUACGGCGGCAGGCAGCACGGGUCCCGGCAGCUAUCAGUCAAAGACAACACUGCCCCGGGUCUUCCCCACCAGCAGAGCUCUGUCAGGGAAAGCGGGAGUCCACAAGGGACCACCAGUCAGAGCACUCAGCAGUCACCACAGCAGUCUCAACAGCACCUUUUAAAACCCACCAUGAGUAAACAGGGCUCCCAGUCACCUACCACCCUCAAUCCCCCGACCCCAGCGAACGAGCGAACCGUGGCCUGGGUCUCCAACAUGCCUCACCUGUCGGCCGACAUCGAAAGUUCACGAAUUGACCGAGAGGAUUUCAAGCUGAAGGAGUAUUCAAAAAGCAUGGAUGAGUCGCGCAUGGACAGGGUCAAAGAGUACGAGGAGGAAAUCAACUCUCUGAAGGAGCGUCUGCUGAUGUCUCACAGAAAGCUGGAGGAGUACGAGAGGAGGCUCCUAAUGCAGGAGCAGCAGACCAAUAAGAUCCUCCUCCAGUACCAAAACCGUCUGGAGGACAGCGAGAGGAGGCUACGACAACAGCAAGUGGAGAAAGACUCCCAAAUUAAAGGAAUAAUUAACAGACUCAUGGCUGUGGAGGAUGAAAUAAGGGGAGGAGCCAUUUACGAGCCAAAAACCAGGAUUUUCGCUGAUCAGGGGAGGCGUCAGUCCAUCCUAGUGCAGCCCCGACUUGCGCCUGUCCCACCCCGAGUACCCAGCCACUCUCAAAGCUUCAUGGAGGACAAUGUGGAACCUAAUUGGCUGAUGCACCAUCGGCAGUCUUCGGGGUGGCAUGGCCAAAUGUCCAGAGCCCUCUCUCGUGACGCGAUUGGCUGACAAAGGGAGAACUUGGGCCGUUGGUCCUAUUCUCUUGUCUCUAGGGAUGGUGCAAUCCCCCAGCGGACCAUGUAAGGAAAUGCUGGGAUUUCUUUCUUUUUUUUUUCACUUUACUUGGGCCCUCUCUCUCUCUGAUUUGACAAAGGGAUUGAAAAUAAUGUGUUUGACACCUCAUUGUUGGAUCCAUUUUUCACCUACUUAAGGUGGGCUGGACAUACUUUGGUGUUUGUAAGCCUGCCGAGCAUGCAAAGAACAGCUAUGCAGUCUGAUCAAUCAGCAGAACGGAGGAACACAGGCCAAGGACAGCGUGGUUCUCAAAGUAAGAGAGAGAGACCUAAAGUGUAUUUCAAAGGUGCUUGACUUCUCUUGUUAUUUCAGUCCAAGCUGACUCAUAUUUAAACCUUUCAUUUCCCUCUCCUUAGCUCUAUCAUUACAAAUUUUGAGUCUUUUUUCUUGAUUUUUGACAGACUUUAUAUUUUAGCUUUUCCUCUUUUUCGGAGUUUGAUUUUAAAAGGAAACUAAAUAUGCACAGCCUAUUUCAAAAACUGCUGAGGAACAAAAAAUCUUGCUUCAAAGACGACUUUGGAAAAACUGGACAGAAUGUUAUUUAUAUUUCUAUAACGGAUUACUCUUAUUAUAGUAUUUAAAGGAAAAAGAAACUCUUUAUCAGACACCUUCUGGAGGAGAUAUUUAUUUCUUGAUAAAAAUCCGAUGGAGCGAUCCAUUUUAUAUGAACCGAGUUUUCAUACUGAGACAAUCUGAUGGAGAACAAAGUUGCUCUAAAGCACUGAAGGGACGAACUUGUGUUCUACCUACUCCCCCUAUACGACAGUUUGCACGUUGCUGUGACCAGCCUGCUCUUUAUUUUUGGGUAUUAAUAUUUAAAAAAAUAUUAUAGAAAGACACGUCAGCGGAUGUUUUCUGUCCAACAAUCGCCGAGGAGCUCUCCAUUUAUGGACGAUUUGAAAAGCCGUUGGAUGCGGACGUUUGCUUCACGCUGACUGUGUAUUGUGUAGAGUUUGACCAGAGCAGGGGGGAUGAACUUGUUGUUUUCAUUGUGGCCAUAUUUCCAGUCGAAUUGCUGUAAAACUACUCAUUUAUUUCUGCAGCUGGACUCCGCUGACACCAGUCUGACCUGAAUAAAAAAAA